Geosmithia morbida is the source of this 843-nucleotide messenger RNA. RefSeq names its product aquaporin rerated protein, other eukaryote. Gene Ontology annotation, molecular function: water channel activity. Gene Ontology annotation, cellular component: plasma membrane. The coding region runs from base 1 to 843 and encodes 280 amino acids. Gene Ontology annotation, biological process: transmembrane transport. NCBI's taxonomy places the organism in Eukaryota, Fungi, Ascomycota, Sordariomycetes, Hypocreales, Bionectriaceae. The transcript is spliced from 2 exons. The record is from RefSeq and is a predicted model, not a curated record.
AUGCCCUUCUUCGACAGUAUCCCCGACGAUCCCAAGGCCCAGCGCCCUGGAGGCAACAAUGGACGCCAUGUUCUGCCUGACACUUUCCGAAAUGAGCUCAUUGUGGUGAUUGGAGAGUUCUGCGGAACAUUCAUGUUCCUACUCAUGUCCUUUAUCGGUGCCCAGACCGCUAUCACCAACAAUGACUUUCAGAAUCCGGAUGCCUCUCUCCACCCUUACUCUCUUCUCUUCAUUGCUGCCUCUUUCGGAACCUCUCUGGCAGUCAAUGUCUGGAUCUUCUUCCGUGUCUCCGGUGGACUGUUCAACCCUGCCGUCACUUUGGCUCUUUUCCUCGUCGGGGCUCUCUCCUUUGUCCGUGCGAUCCUCGUCUUCAUCGCCCAAAUCGCCGCUGGUAUUGCCGCUGCCGCCGUCGUUGAUGGGCUACUGCCUGGCCCCCUUGGUGUGAGCAAUAACCUCUCCAACGGAACGAGCACUGUCCAAGGCCUCUUCCUCGAGAUGUUCCUGACGGCUCAGCUCGUCCUCACCGUGUACUUUCUUGCGGUUGAGAAACACAGGGCCACUUUCCUUGCCCCUGUUGGCAUUGGCAUGUCCGUCUUCAUUGCCCACAUCUGCGGAACGAACUACACCGGCACCUCUAUCAACCCUGCCCGUUCCUUCGGCCCUGCCGUCAUCUCUGGCUUUGUCUCUAUCCAUUGGAUCUACUGGGUUGGACCCUUCCUCGGAUCCCUCCUGGCUUAUGGCCUCUACAAGCUUCUCCGUAUCCUUGAGUACCAGACUGCCAACCCUGGACAGGAUUCUAGUGAGACCGAAACCCUUCCUACUACUGGCAUCACUGGCCCAUGA